UCCCCUGAUGAGUUUGGAUCACAUCUCCAUGGUUAUCAACGCUCUGAAUCGCUUCUUUCAUCCACGGGGAAGUAUAUAACUGGCAACCCAAGAGAAGAUUAGUGGGCAAAGAUUUGAGCACAUUGAGGAAGCUCCAUCCAUCCAGACAUCCAAAGAUUUGUUUCUGACUUUCUGCCAGCCUGUUGCUUAGAAGGAGCUCAGCCACCAUGGAUCUAGCCCUCAAGAGGCCCUGGGUCAGCUUGCUGGUCUUCUUCUGUGUCGGGAUGGUCCAUACUGACACAGGAGAGAUGUACGGACCUCAGCUGAAAAUUGAUCCCAAAACAAUGACACGCAUCAUCCAGAUGGCCAUGACAGACAAGAAGAUUUUGGAUGGGAUGGCGACCAUGGCAACCAAGAAUAAGGCACUCAAAGGCCUCAAAGGGAUGAAACUUAAAGAUUUCAGACCCCCUGAAAUUUGCACAAAGUUAAUUCCACCCAAGCAAAUGCAGACAUCCGUGAUUAUUACCCUCACAGUUGCUGGGAAAAGCUUUAUCGGCGGAAAAAUGGAGAUCACUCUGAAAUCCAAAAUGGACAUCGUGAUUAAGGUGACCAAACACCCCACCAAGCACAUCGGGAUGGAGAAAACCAGCUGUGAAGUGCGUCUUUUGGCCUACAAAACCAACCUUCCCAGCAACAUGAUUCCAAAAGUAGUGAAUAAAUUUUUGAAUACUACACUUGGGAAACUCUUGCCUGGCAUGAUGUGCCCAGCAGCAGACAACGUGAUCGGGUUUAUGGAGACAAAAUUAGAACACAUGUUUGGUGAGUGUUUGCGAAUUUAAGGGAGUUUAGCUGGC
Molecule: messenger RNA, 833 nt
Organism: Crotalus tigris (Tiger rattlesnake)
Lineage: Eukaryota; Metazoa; Chordata; Lepidosauria; Squamata; Viperidae
Product: BPI fold-containing family B member 6-like
Exons: 7
Coding region: 207-818 (203 amino acids)
Molecular function (GO): lipid binding
Source: RefSeq, a predicted model, not a curated record